Molecule: messenger RNA, 3007 nt
Organism: Mirounga angustirostris (Northern elephant seal)
Lineage: Eukaryota; Metazoa; Chordata; Mammalia; Carnivora; Phocidae
Gene: DEPDC1
Product: DEP domain containing 1
Exons: 12
Coding region: 313-2751 (812 amino acids)
Biological process (GO): intracellular signal transduction
Cellular component (GO): nucleus; transcription repressor complex
Source: RefSeq, a predicted model, not a curated record
CAGCCGGGUGAGGCUCAGAGCCCGUCCCACGGGCCCGGCCCCCGCGCUGACUAGACGGCGCCAGCCACCGCCGCUCGCGCCCCAGCCCUGAGAGGCAACACGGCGCAGGCCAACGGCGGCCGGGUCCUGGCGGCGCGCCACGUGACUCGGAGGCGCGGCCAAUCAGCGCGGCCCUCUGCGCUAUUCAAAUUGGCGGCGCGGCCGACGGUUGUGCCCAGCCUCGCCGCCGUCGGGGCCACCGAGCCCUGGGGUCGCCUGACGCCGCCAUGCACCGCGAGGGCCGCUGACAGACCUCCGGGCCCGCCGGGCGGAAUGGCGAGUCGGAGUGUGCCUCCCGGGCCUUAUCGGGCCACCAAACUGUGGAAUGAAAUUACCACAUCUUUUCGAGCGGGAAUGCCUCUAAGAAAACACAGGCAACACUUUAAAAAAUAUGGCAGUUGUUUUACAGCAGAAGAAGCAGUGGAUUGGCUUUACGACCUAUUAAGAAAUAAUAACAAUUUUGGUCCUGAAGUUACAAGGCAACAGACUCUCCAACUGCUGAGAAAAUUUCUUAAGAAUCAUGUAAUUGAAGAUAUCAAAGGCAGAUGGGGAUCAGAAAACCUUGAUGACAACAGUCAGCUAUUCAGAUUUCCUGCAAAUUCUCCGCUUAAAAGUCUUCCACGAAGGCAUCCAGAACUGAGAAAAAACAGCAUAGAAAACUUUUCCAAAGAUAAAGAUAGCAUUUUUAAAUUACGAAAUUUAUCUCGUAGAACUCCUAAAAAACUUGGAUUACAUUUCUCUCAGGAAAAUACAGAGAAAAUGAACCAUGAAAUGAUCAAUGAAGAUCAAGAAAACUCCGUUGAUAAUAGAGAAAUAAGCCAGGAAGAUGUUGAAGAAGUUUGGAGAUAUGUUAUUCUAAUCUACCUGCAAACCAUUUUAGGUGUGCCAUCCCUAGAAGAACUCAUAAAUCCAAAGCAAGUGGUUCCUCAAUACGUAAUGUACAACAUGACCAAUACAAGUAAACAUGGAAUAGUUAUACUACAAGACAAAUCAGAUGACCUUCCUCAUUGGGUAUUAUCUGCCAUGAAGUGUCUAGCAAAUUGGCCAAGAAAUAAUGAUAUGAGUAAUCCAACUUAUGUUGGAUUUGAACGAGAUGUAUUCAGAACAAUAGCAGAUUAUUUUCUAGAUCUCCCUGAACCUCUGCUUACCUUUGAAUAUUAUGAAUUAUUUGUAAGCAUUUUGGUUGUUUGUGGCUACGUCACAGUUUCAGAUAGAUCCAGUGGGAUACAUAAAAUCCAAGAUGAUCCACAGUCUUCAAAAAUCCUUCGCUUAAACAAUUUGAAUUCCUUCAAAUCAACUGAGUGUCUUCUUCUCAGUCUGCUUCAUAAAGACAAAAACAAAGAAGAAUCAGAUACUACUAAGAGACUGCAGAUAAGUGAUCAAGGAUUUCAAGAAAAAUGUGCUAAGAAAAUGGAGCUAGUUAAUUUUAAAAAUAGAAGAGCCAGUGCUAAUGACAUAAUGGGAGGAAGUUGUCAUAAUUUAAUAGGCUUAAGUAGUAUGCAUGUUCUAUCCUCUAACAUCAAACCAAGGUGCCAUUCUUUAGAAGGAAUUAUAGACUUACCAGGGAGUUCAAGUAAAGAGGUCUUCAAUGUCUUCCAUCAAUCUGUUCUGAAUAUAGAAGAACAAAAUAAUAAGCAGUUUUUAGAGUCUAAGACCGAACAGGAAUCCCUAAUGAAUCUUCAUUCAGAGGAAAGUAAUCAAAAGCCACUCUGUGUUGGCUUUAAGAGAACCUCUACUUUGACUGUUCAAGACCAAGAGGAGUUAUGUAAUGGGAAAUGCAAGUCAAAACAGCUUUGUAGAUCUCAGAGUUUACUUUUAAGAAGUAGUACAAGAAGGAAUAGUUAUAUCAAUAUGCCAGUGGCUGAAAUUACUGUGAAACCAAAUCUUGGACAAGGCAGCACAAGUGUGCAAACAGCUAUGGAAAGUGAACUCGGAGAGUCUAGUACCACAAUCAAUAAGAGACUCUGCAAAAGUACAAUAGAACUUUCAGAAAAUUCUUUAUCUCCAGCUUCUUCUGUGUUGACUGGCACACAAAGUUUGCUACAACCUCAUUUAGAGAGGGUUGCCAUCGAUGCACUACAGUUAUGUUGCUUGUUACUGCCCCCACCAAAUCGUAGAAAGCUUCAACUUUUAAUGCGCAUGAUUUCCCGAAUGAGUCAAAAUGUUGAUAUGCCCCAACUUCAUGAUGCAAUGGGUACAAGAUCACUGAUGAUAAACACUUUUUCUCGGUGUGUGCUAUGCUGUGCUGAAGAAGUGGAUCUUGAUGAGCUUCUUGCUGCAAGAUUAGUUUCUUUCUUAAUGGAUCAUCACCAGGAAAUUCUUCAAGUACCCUCUUACUUACAGACUGCAGUGGAUAAACAUCUUGACUACUUAAAAAAGGGCUAUAUUAAAAAUCCUAGAGAUGGACUGAUUGUUCCUUUGCCAACGUAUUCAUACUGCAAGCAGAUUAGUGCUCGGGAGUUUGAUGAACAAAAAGUGUCUACCUCACAAGCUGCAAUUGCAGAACUUUUAGAGAAUAUUAUUAAAAACAAGAGUUUGCCUCUAAAGGAGAAAAGGAAAAAACUAAAACAGUUUCAGAAGGAAUAUCCCUUGAUAUAUCAGAAAAGAUUCCCAACCACGGAGAGCGAAGCAGUACUUUUUGGUGACAAACCUACAAUCAAACAACCAAUGCUAAUUUUAAAAAAAUCAAAGUUUCGUAGUCUAAGGUACUAACUGAAUUAAAAAUUACAAUGUAAUACUUAUGGAACUUUGGUAAAUGAAGCCAUAUCUAAGAAUCUAGCUUCUAAAAAAGAAGUCUAUUUAUUAAUAAGGUUUUUCUAAAUAAAACACGUAUGUAAAGAGGUACCAAAGUAAUUUUUUAUCAGUGUAAGACUGCCAAGAAACUAAUAGGUUUCAACUGAGAGCAAAUAACAAAAGUGGUACCAGAUACUUUAACCAGUAACAAUCUUUUUUUUUUUUUUUAAUACAA